UGAUAUAAUAUUAUAGGUCAUGCCAUAUGGAAAAACUGAUAAGAAAGCACAUAAUUCAGUUGUCUAACAUUACACAAUGUUUAAACUGUGGAUAGUUUUCAUUUUGAAUUUGUAUUGUUAUCCCAUAUACGCUAAUACCUGUGCUGAGGAUCAUCAUGAACUUCGAAAAAUCACUGACAUGCUCCAUUCUCUUACAGAAAAGGUAAACAGCCAGGAACGUGAAAAUCAAGACCUGAGGACUCGACUGGCCAAAUCUGAGGACGAAAUACUGGAUAUGAAAAGAAAGUUGGACACACUGGAAAAUCUUAAUUCUAAACCCGAAAGCGUUAACUGGCCCAAAGAAGAAAUCCUAUCCCAAGAAGCAUCACCUUUUCAGGAUAACAACACGACCAAUGUUAAGGCGAGAGAAGUCCAUCAGGCAAAACAAGUGCAUGAAUCGGCUUCUCUAAGAGUUUCAUCUGGUGUUGUGGCGUUCUACGCUUACAUGAGCCAUAACGAGCCAAAUCCUGGUCCCCAUCACACAAUUAUUUUUGACGUACCAGUUACCAACCUGGGUAACGGCUAUAAUCACUUUAGUGGCACUUUCAGCGUUCCCUCCUCAGGGGUAUAUGUCUUCUCUUGGACAAUUACUUGUUCCCCUCGUGGAUACGUUUACACCCAGCUUGUCGCCAAUGAUGGUGUUCUAGGGACUAUGUUAACCAACAGUCAAACUACUGAUGAUUGGAUCCAAACGACUAGUCUCGUGGUGAAGGAGCUCAAUCAAAAUGCCGUGAUCUACGUCCGUACAAACCCCGCGUAUAGUGUUGUUGGAGAUAUCAAGUCAUCCUUUACACAUUAUCGAACUUCAUUUAGUGGAUGGAAACUUCAAUAAUGUCAACGAAAUCUUAAAAUGCCAACAGAUUCACUGACGUAUAUAACGAUGGCAGUAAAUGUUUAAAUUGGAUUACAUUCUUAGAAACACAAUAAAAUGUAUCGAUAUUU
This is a messenger RNA of Ostrea edulis (European flat oyster), 981 nucleotides long. RefSeq lists its product as uncharacterized. Bases 77 to 871 code for a protein of 264 amino acids. The transcript has 2 exons. Gene Ontology annotation, molecular function: protein binding. Lineage: Eukaryota; Metazoa; Mollusca; Bivalvia; Ostreida; Ostreidae. The record is from RefSeq and is a predicted model, not a curated record.